Molecule: messenger RNA, 855 nt
Organism: Acanthosepion pharaonis
Lineage: Eukaryota; Metazoa; Mollusca; Cephalopoda; Sepiida; Sepiidae
Source: the annotation of a GenBank genome assembly
AUGUUCCAACACCGCCUCGUACGAACACCAACCAAUUUGCAUACGCCCAAGUUCUCCUCUCGCCAAUCCUCGCGGCUACGAGAUCGCGUUUCCAUAAGUCCGACUCACCGUAAUGGUGGUGUUUCUUUCUUCGGACCAAUUACUGCCCUACACGCCAGACACAAACGAACCCUCUUAUGCCGAGAACUGAGCCCCGUUUCCCGCACAAUCCCGGACCAAAUGUCCAGUCUCAUUACACCGGUAGCAGCGAACAGCUGUCAGUCGCCUCCUGCAGUUCCUCGCAAUGUGGCCCUGGCCACCGCACCUAUAACAUACGACCCCACUAUGGGGGCUGGGUCCCUGAAACGGUCUAUCAUCACUCGGCGUGGACUGUGCAGCGGCGACUACCGGUUCUCUCACCUCAGAGCUGACGGGAACGGGUUGGCCCGGCACCGUCUACUUCCGGAAACACUCCUCAGCUUAACGACAGCUACAAUCCAGCUACAACAACUCCACAGAUCUUUGCACUCAAAUGUUCCAACACCGCCUCGUAGUUCGCUACACACAACUCUCUCGAGUGGUCUCCCGCCGUCACAUUUAUCCCAGCGAACACCAACCAAUUUGCAUACGCCCAAGUUCUCCUCUCGCCAAUCCUCGCGGCUACGAGAUCGCGUUUCCAUAAGUCCGACUCACCGUAAUGGUGGUGUUUCUUUCUUCGGACCAAUUACUGCCCUACACGCCAGACACAAACGAACCCUCUUAUGCCGAGAACUGAGUUUCUUUCUUUUUACUUUCUUUCUUUCUUUUUUAGUUUCUUUCUUUCUUUUUACUUUCUUUCUUUCUUUCUUUUUAGUUUCUUUCUUUCUUUCUUUUUAG